Molecule: messenger RNA, 4120 nt
Organism: Apodemus sylvaticus (European woodmouse)
Lineage: Eukaryota; Metazoa; Chordata; Mammalia; Rodentia; Muridae
Product: protocadherin gamma-A2-like
Exons: 1
Coding region: 1154-3583 (809 amino acids)
Biological process (GO): homophilic cell-cell adhesion
Cellular component (GO): plasma membrane
Molecular function (GO): calcium ion binding
Source: RefSeq, a predicted model, not a curated record
GUGCUUAGUCAUCUCAAACACCUUUGAAUGACCAAUUCCUAAUGUAAUCCUGUCUGUAAACCCUGUCUGCCCGAGCUUUUGUCAAUAUAGUCACCUGCAGUUUUCAUAAUAUUCCUGGCUGUCUUUCAACUCCACGCAUUGGCUCCAAGUUUCUACAAUGUUAUUUCAGCCUCUUCUUGGCUCAGCCUACCUUUCAGGAUUCAAACGAAGUGGCAUUCAAGAAAGGUCAAUUUUGACUCCCAACAUAAAUUGGGUGCCUUUCUCGAUGUGUUCCCAGGGCUCAGUGUUUUUCACCAAAUUCAGCAUCGAUGCUCCUUAAUAAUGUCCUCUUUACUUUCCCACAUCUCUCUCACCCGAAAGCUUCUGAGAACUGGUUUCCAAGUAAGAUUCAAUCAAACCUUGUGUCAGGCGCAUAUGCUGUUGUGUCUGAUAAUCAACUAUUUAAAUAUGAAGUACCUGACUUAAAUGCUUUGCAACUGUCCACAAAUUUUCAAAACAAAACAAAACAAAACAAAACUUACCUUAGAAAAUGUAGCUAAUGUUUUAAACUUGAUCAUUUUAUCUGAGCAUAAGUUUUGCUUUUGGUUUUAGUUUGUGUUUUGGGGGAGUUUGUUCGUUUUGCUUGUUUGUUUGUUUUUUUAAGGUGAGGGAUGUCCAAAAGCACUUAGUUCAAGCCUUAAACAUUCUACAAUACUUUCGUGGCAACCACUAUCAGGUUACAGUGUUCACAACUUUCUUAUUAGUUCUGAAAAGAUCCCUACUUUUAAAUAUUUACUUCUACUGUAAAUAAAAUUGUGUCUUAGUGUAAGUGUCAUUCUUGAGAGCAACUUAAAAACCACAGGCAAACAUGGGUUUGCCUUGAACAAGUGCAGAAACUGGCUAGGCCUCUGAGCGUCGCUGUUGACCACCUAAGGAGUAAAAGGCAGUCAACCAAUCCCACUGAAGGGCUGGCACAACACAAAAGACUGAUAGUUUGUCCGCAGCUUCCGGUCAAAGAAGGCGCAAAGAAAUUCAGCCCAACUGCCUGAUAGUUCUUUCUCCUCGGUGACCUGGGCCCGGUGACUACUGGUCGUUUCAGACCCUGGAGGAUACGGACUGGAUUCCCCCACUGUGCUGGAAGCUGGUUCAGAGGAAACUCGGCUGCAGAAGGGUAAUGGCGACGCUGCAGAAACUCCCCCAGAGCAGAAUGCUGAUCCUCCUGUGCGCACUUUGGGCCGCCCUGUGGGAGGCCAGUGCUGGACAGAUCCGCUACUCCGUGCCAGAGGAGAUCGACAAAGGCUCCUUCGUAGGCAGCAUCGCCAAGGACCUGGGACUAGAGCCACAGGCUCUGACAGAACGAGGGAUCCGCAUCGUCUCCAGAGGUAGGUCGCAGCUUUUUGCUCUGAACCCGCGAAGCGGCAGCUUGGUCACCGCAGGCAGGAUAGACAGGGAGGAGCUGUGCGCCCAGAACACGCCCUGUUUGGUGAACUUUAACCUACUACUAGAAGAUAAACUGACUAUUUAUUCUGUAGAAGUGGAGGUAACAGAUGUUAAUGACAAUGCUCCUCGCUUUGGAGUAGAGGAUCCAGAACUGAAAAUCAGUGAAACAACUACCCCAGGAUUCAGGAUUCCUCUUAAGAGCGCACAUGAUGCGGACGUGGGAGAGAACACCCUCCAGAACUAUAAACUCAACUCAAAUGAUCACUUCUCUUUGGAUGUGCGAACUGGAGCUGAUGGGAACAAGUACCCAGAGCUGGUGCUCGAGCGAGCCUUGGACCGCGAGGAAGAGGCUGUUCAUCAUCUGGUUCUAACCGCCUCCGACGGGGGCGAUCCAGUACGGUCUGGCACCUGCCGCAUCCGCGUGAAGAUUCUGGACGUGAAUGACAACGCUCCUGUUUUUACACAGCCUGAGUAUCGCGUGAGAGUUCCUGAGAAUACGCCCGUAGGCACCCGGAUACUCACUGUGACAGCCACUGACGCAGAUGAAGGAUACAAUGCUCAAGUAACUUAUUUUCACGAGCAUGCCCCUGGAGAUACUGAUACAUUUGAGCUAAAGUCAACAUCUGGAGAUAUAACAAUCACAAAAAGUCUGGAUUAUGAGAAAGCUAAAUCCCAUGAAAUCGAUAUUGAGGCUCAGGAUGGCCCAGGCCUUCUGACUAGGACGAAAGUUAUUGUCACCGUUCUAGACGUGAAUGACAAUGCCCCUGAAUUUUACAUGACAUCUGCCACUGCUUCCGUGCCUGAAGAUGCUCCUCUGGGAACGGUGAUUGCUCUCUUCAAUGUGCAUGACAGGGACUCUGGGCAGAAUGCUGUGGUCACGUGUUCACUUCCUGAGACGCUCCCUUUCAGGUUAGAAAGGUCGGUGGACAGUUACUACCGACUGGUUACAACCAGAGCCCUUGACAGGGAACAGUUCUCCUCCUACAACAUCACUGUAAGCGCCAAAGAUGGAGGGAGCCCAUCUCUGUCCACAGAUGCACACCUUUUACUGCAGGUGGCCGAUAUCAAUGACAACCCACCCUCCUUCCCCCGUGGAGCUUACUCCGCCUACAUUCCUGAAAACAACCCCAGAGGCGCCUCCAUCCUUUCAUUGCUGGCCUAUGACCCUGACAGUAACGACAAUGCCCAUGUAACAUACUCUUUAGCCGAAGACACCUUUCAAGGAGCACCCCUAUCCUCCUAUGUCUCCAUCAACUCGGACACUGGAGUCCUCUAUGCUCUCCGCUCCUUUGACUAUGAGCAGUUCCAAGACUUGCAACUGUGGGUGAUAGCAGCGGACAGUGGGAACCCUCCGCUGAGUAGCAAUGCGUCACUGAGCCUGUUCUUGGUGGACCAGAACGACAACAUGCCGGAAAUCCUUUAUCCUGCCCUCCCCACAGACGGGUCCACUGGUGUGGAAUUAGCACCUCGAUCUGCGGAUCCUGGAUACCUGGUGACCAAAGUGGUGGCAGUAGACAAAGAUUCAGGACAGAAUGCCUGGCUGUCCUAUCGUCUGCUCAAGGCCAGUGAGCCAGGGCUCUUCUCUGUAGGACUGCACACGGGCGAGGUACGCACGGCUCGGGCCCUGAUGGACAGAGAUGCUCUCAAGCAGAGCCUGGUGGUGGCUGUGCAAGACCAUGGCCAACCUCCUCUCUCUGCCACAGUCACGCUCACCAUAGCAAUAGCUGACAACAUCCCUGAAGUCCUGGCUGACCUGGGCAGCAUCAGGACCCCUGCUGACUCUGAUGAUUCAGAACUAACGCUCUACCUGGUGGUGGCCGUGGCUGUGGUCUCCUGUGUCUUCUUGGCCUUUGUCAUUGCACUGCUGGCGCUCAGGCUGAGGCGCUGGCAUAUGGCUCGAAUGCUUCAGGCUUCAAGAGAUGGCUUAGGGGGCAUCCCUGCCUCACACUUUGUGGGAGUGGAUGGAGUACGUGCUUUCCUGCAGACCUACUCCCACGAAGUCUCGCUCACCGCAGACUCGGGGAAAAGCCACAUCAUCUUCCCUCAACCAAACUAUGCAGAUACUCUCCUCAGCCAGGAGAGCUGUGAAAAAAAUGAUUUCCUCUCAGCACCACAGUCUUUACUUGAUGAUAAAAGAGAAGAAACCCCUCAGGUAAAAAAAUAAUUUUUUUUUGCAAUAAGCUCAUGUUAAUUUGCUAGAUUUACCUAUUUAGUUGCUCCAGGUGUUUAAAUACAUGUGUUUUAUUCCCAUGUUUCCUUGAGGGUGUAUUGAAGUUUAAGUGAAUCCAGGUGGACUAUUCCUUGGUAGUCUUAAAUGCUCAUGGGCUCCGAGGGAAGUUAAAAAUCAUCGUGGAAUGGAUGAAAACAAGGGAUUAGUAGUUGAUGGUGACCUUUAGAUCAUCAAAAGAAUACUGUUAGAAACGAUGAUUAAUUUCUUCUACUUUUCCAUUCAUGGGACAAACCAUUUCAUGCAUGUGGAUCAGUGAUUCUUUAUAAAUAUAGAAAGACUGGAGCUGAUGAUCAGUAGUGGUCUGCCUUCCCAGCAUGCACCGGGCCUUGUAAUGAUUCUCAGUGCUGCAGUGUGUGUGUGUGUGUGUGUGUGUGUGUGUGUACUAUAGGCAAUGUAUACACUGGAUUUCAUAUUAACUGAAGAGUCUUCUUUAAAAUGCAAGGCUUGCUUUAUAUUUGAAUCUGUGUAUGA